Molecule: messenger RNA, 2515 nt
Organism: Egretta garzetta (little egret)
Lineage: Eukaryota; Metazoa; Chordata; Aves; Pelecaniformes; Ardeidae
Product: amine oxidase [flavin-containing] B
Exons: 18
Coding region: 1-1869 (622 amino acids)
Molecular function (GO): oxidoreductase activity
Source: RefSeq, a predicted model, not a curated record
AUGGGCAUCAAUAUGUCAGUUGUGGAGAUCCCCAAGUUCUGGAUCCUCCAGUCGAGCCCUGCGCUCUUGUUUGUUUGCUGCCCUGGACCUCAUCAGGAGCGCUCAGACUCCGGUGCUGCGGGCUACUCUGCCCGCUGGCUCUGGGUAAAGGAGCAUCUGUUACCUGACGUCUCUGCAGACAGUGAUUUAGAGGUGGCCGAACAGGUCGAGAGCAAGGACAAUGUCCUCAAGAAACUCGUCAGUUUUGGCUUUAUUUACAAGAAAGCUGUCCUGCAGUGGAAACUGGACCCAAUUACCAUCCUCUGUGAAGUGGUGGCAAAAGUGGUUGAGCCCUUAUAUUGCAAUUCAGGUCUCUCAGCAGCCAAACUGCUGACUGAGUCAGGCUUGAACGUGGUGUUGCUGGAAGCCAAUGACAGAGUUGGUGGAAGAACCUUCACUGUGAGGAAUAAGCAAGUUAAAUAUGUGGACCUUGGAGGAGCUUACGUGGGGCCAACACAAAAUCGUCUCCUGCGGUUAUCUAAAGAGUUGGGAAUAGAGACAUAUAAAGUGAAUGAAGUUGAGCACCUGAUACACCAUGUCAAGGGCAAGUCUUACCCCUUUAAAGGUCCAUUCCCUCCUAUGUGGAAUCCAUUGGCCUACCUGGACUACAACAACCUAUGGAGGACCAUGGAUGAAAUGGGAAAGGAGAUUCCCAGUGAAGCCCCAUGGAAGGCUCCACAUGCAGAAGAAUGGGACAAAAUGACUAUGCAAGAUUUCAUAGAUAAAAUUUGCUGGACAAAUGCUGCCAAGAGUUUUGCAACUCUGUUUGUGAAUGUGGAUGUCACUUCUGAACCCCAUGAGGUCUCUGCGCUUUGGUUUUUGUGGUAUGUGAAGCAGUGCGGGGGGACAACAAGGAUAUUCUCAACAACCAACGGAGGGCAGGAGAGGAAGUUUGUGGGGGGCUCUGGCCAGAUCAGUGAGAAAAUAAUGGAGCGCCUGGGAGGCCGGGUGAAGCUGAGGAAGCCAGUCGUCCGCAUCGACCAGUCGGGUGAAAGUGUCAUAGUGGAAACCUUAGAUCAUGAAUUAUACGAGGGCAAAUAUGUGAUCAGUGCCAUUCCCCCAGCUCUUGGUUUGAAGAUUCAUUUCAACCCACCUUUGCCGCCAAUGAGAAACCAGCUCAUCAACCGAAUCCCCAUGGGCUCAGUCAUCAAGUGCAUUGUGUACUAUAAGGAAACUUUCUGGAGAAAGAAGGGGUAUUGUGGUACCAUGAUCAUUGAAGAUGAGGAUGCUGCAAUUGGUUUGACACUUGAUGAUACUAAGCCUGAUGGCAGCUUUCCUGCCAUAAUAGGCUUCAUUCUUGCUCGGAAAUGCAGAAGACUGACAGGUCUCACAAAAGAAGAAAGGAAGAUGAGGUUGUGUGAGCUUUAUGCAAAGGUUCUGGGAUCAGAAGAAGCUUUACAUCCAGUGCAUUAUGAAGAGAAGAACUGGUGUGAAGAGCAGUAUUCUGGGGGCUGCUACACAGCUUACUUCCCACCAGGCAUAAUGACUCAGUAUGGAAGGAUUAUUCGGCAGCCCGUUGGCAGGAUCUAUUUUGCUGGCACAGAGACAGCCACGGAGUGGAGCGGAUACAUGGAGGGGGCUGUACAGGCUGGAGAAAGAGCAGCCAGAGAGAUACUGUUUGCUAUGAGGAAAAUCCCAGACAGUGAAAUUUGGAAGCCAGAACCUGAAUCAAUUGAUGUUCCAGCUUUGCCCAUCACUACAACCUUUUGGGAGAGGAACUUGCCAUCCGUGCCCGGACUGCUAAAGCUGAUUGGAUUUUCUGCUUUCUUCACCUCUGUGGCUGCAGCUGGGUUAUUUGCCUACAAAAAGGGACUUCUAGUUCAAAACUGACAAAGGUGCCAGCGCAAAGCCUCACACUUGAGCAGUAGAGAGAAGAGGCUGGUGGGAGGGACAAAGGAAGGGGAUCCAUAUUGAAAAAGAACCCCUUGAAUCCAGGCCUACUUCUAACAGUAACUUUUUGGUUGUUGAAUUUCUAGGAUACCCUGCCAAGCAUUACCACCUUGAGGUUUUUAUCCAGAUCUCAGAACAGAAGUGACAAAAUGCCUCUAUAAAGACUGUUCUGAUGAGAUUUCCAGUUGUUUUUAUGCUUAUAUCUGAACCAGACUCUGAACUCCCAAGUCUUCACAGGCACUUCCAUCUCUAGUUGUAAAUGAAGGUUUUCUGCCUCCUUGUGUGGUAGACUGAGAAAAGAAAUCCAUAGCUUAAAGAAUAAUUAACUAGCUUAUGCAAAUUACUGGGAAGGAUCUUUUUAGUGUUUUUAUUUUUUACCCAGAUGUCCAGAGCCUAGGCAGCACCUAAGGGACAAGUCAGGCUAAAUUUAUCCAUCCUAACUAUGCAAGUGUGGCCAUAGGCCGUUGGCAUUUCCAGUGGCACAUUUGUCCUACUUGGAGUUAAGGGACAAUGUUUUACUGCCUUUGGCAAUGUGGUUGAAUUUCGGGCUCCCCAGCUGUGUUCACAAUUCUGGGAGUGGCAGAAC